This is a messenger RNA of Lycium barbarum (goji berry), 734 nucleotides long. RefSeq lists its product as uncharacterized. The transcript is spliced from 2 exons. The record is from RefSeq and is a predicted model, not a curated record. Bases 100 to 525 code for a protein of 141 amino acids. Lineage: Eukaryota; Viridiplantae; Streptophyta; Magnoliopsida; Solanales; Solanaceae.
UCUUUUUCUCCACCAAGGCGGCUAAACAUAAGCUUGUAAGCUUAAGCUCUUUGCCAAAAAAUUCGUUUGGUCAUUCUUUUACAUUAGAGCCCUAUAUCCAUGGCCAUCCAAUUAUGUCCAAAUCAUGUACUCCAAUUCGCAAAUUAUUCCACCACUCAUCGAAAUCAAACCACUAUUUUGCCAUUUCAUCGGUUAUUCGGGUCGAUUCCGAGUAUUGAUUUGGGGAAAUUACGGCCCAUAAGAAGAUUGUCAGUUCAAUGCUGUGAGAAACAAACACAGAACCUGCGCACGUGCAAGAAUUGUAAGGGGCAGUUUGAUCCUCUGCUCAAUAACCCACGUGCUUGCCGUUACCACACUGCUCAUUUUGGAGGAGAAACAAGGAGGAAGUUUGAGAGUGCUUAUUCCGGAGGCACCAUGGACACCCCAGAUGGUGGCAAAGUUUUUCAAUACUGGCAUUGUUGUGGGUCUGAAGAUCCGUUUGAUGCUGGCUGCACAGCUGCACCUCAUGUUACUUAUGAUGAUUGAUACAUUGAUUCUUAAAUGGGUGCAAUAUAAAUAUAAAUGGGUGCAAUAUAAAUAUUUGUUACUUAAGUACUUUGUCCAAUUCACAAGUCGAAUCCCAUGUUGUAUCUCUAUAAUUUUUCUUAGUCCUUUUCUCUUAAUUGUACAGCAUAGCUUAAUAUUCUUUCCCUUAUAUUUUGAUGCAACUGAUAUAAUGAAUUUCUUUUUCUCCU